Serpula lacrymans var. lacrymans S7.9 is the source of this 903-nucleotide messenger RNA. RefSeq lists its product as uncharacterized. The transcript has 7 exons. Gene Ontology annotation, molecular function: phosphoprotein phosphatase activity. Bases 1 to 903 code for a protein of 300 amino acids. Gene Ontology annotation, biological process: dephosphorylation. Lineage: Eukaryota; Fungi; Basidiomycota; Agaricomycetes; Boletales; Serpulaceae. The record is from RefSeq and is a predicted model, not a curated record.
AUGCAACAGGAAACACGGUCCUCAGUCGCAUCAACCCUGUCAUCUGUCGUUAUUGACAGCGUCGAUAGCAUCAGCGCGAUGGGUGCCUUUGAUCGACCUUGUUGUAUCGAUAUCGAUAUGGACAUCAUCUUUCAAAUUAUAGAUCCCACAAAAAUCGCAAAAUCUUGCUAUCCAUUGCCCCCGCCUUUCGUCGACAUCGAUGGCGUUGCCAAUAUCCGCACAAUAGGUGAUUUUCGCCGGUCUCCUUCCGUCAAGGUCAAUAAACACCUCGUCUAUCGGUCUGCCAAUCCCAAGGGUAUCACAGAGGAAGGAAAAAUACAGUUUAUGGAACGUGGUAUCAAAACUGUCGUUGAUGUGCGCUUAGAGCAUGGUUGCGACGUUAUCCCCGGCUUGCCGGGUGUCCAAUGGUUAUCGGUUCCUUCAGAAGUCCAACAGGCUGAAAGCACCCCGCAGGUAACUGAGAUGCUCGAGAACUUCCAAACAACUCCAUUGGAGGCAUUCACGACGACGUACACCAUGAUACUGGAAAGAUCAGGAAAAGCCUUCGAGCUUUUCUUCACUCAUCUCAGAGACAAGCCCAAUGUACCUGUUCUAGUUCAUUGCUCUGUUGGGAAAGAUAGGACGGGGAUAGCGAUAGCUCUGCUUCUAAAGAUCCUCGGGGUUGACGAUUAUGAUAUCAUUUAUGAUUAUGCUCUGUCGAGCCUUGGGCCUAGGUUCUCCCAUGCCGAGCUUCAUAAGCAUUGCAAAUCUGCGACAAUGAAAGCGACGCUAGCGAUAAUACGGGAAAAGUUUGGUGGGGCAGAAAAUUAUUUGAUAACACAUACAGAUUUACAAAGCGCAGAUAUAGAGAAAAUCCGCGAGAACUUGCUGUUGGAUCGAGUAGAACAGAAGCCAGUGGAAUGA